This is a messenger RNA of Trifolium pratense (red clover), 1595 nucleotides long. RefSeq names its product RHOMBOID-like protein 9, chloroplastic. NCBI's taxonomy places the organism in Eukaryota, Viridiplantae, Streptophyta, Magnoliopsida, Fabales, Fabaceae. The transcript is spliced from 7 exons. The coding region runs from base 165 to 1373 and encodes 402 amino acids. The record is from RefSeq and is a predicted model, not a curated record. Gene Ontology annotation, cellular component: membrane. Gene Ontology annotation, molecular function: serine-type endopeptidase activity.
CUUAUAAGAGGUAGCAUCAAUCAACCAUCCCCAAACAUUAAACAUUGAUUCUAUUAAUAAUUAAUGCAAGUACCAAGUAACAGUUAUCUUAAGCUUCAUUUGAGAAUCUGAAGCUCAUUCAGAUAAGUGAGUGAUAGUAACCAAACAAACUUGCAGAGAUUUUCAUGGCUGCAUUUUCGAUAUGUUACAGAACACCGUACAAGAAAACAUGCAUAGUUCUUGGCAGAGAUUCUUUGCACAAGGCCGCGACAAAAUUUCGUGUUCAUUGUUCGUCAGAGUCUAGUUCUGUUGAGAAGAAACUAAGAUCUUUAGAUUCUUAUUUUGGUAAACUCCAACAUAAUACAAAGUUACCUGAUUCUAAUGCAUCAAAUGAGGUGUUAAAGGUGCACCAAAGAAAUGAUCAAGAUGAAUCAACACAUGAACUUGAGUCUCUUGAUGAGUAUCUUGGAAAACUAAAUAAUGGCAUAAACCAAGAGUCUCUUGUGGCAUCUUAUAUUGAAAAUCAUAUGGAUGAAAGUUUAGCUCCAAAACACAGUCUUAGCCAAGAUACUCAAAGAACAAAUUUUAGGAAACCAAGUACUUAUGUGAAUAUAAGAAGAUUAAAAGGUUCAAGUGGUUCAAUAUCUGCUAUAGAUUCACAACAGCAAAAUGAUACAUCCAGUCUUUACCUCAUUGGUAUAUUGGCAUCAGUAAACAUUGGAGUGUUUCUAUUUGAAAUUGCAAGUCCUAUAAGGAGUGAUAACUUAGAGCUGUUUUCACUUCCGCAACUAUAUGGCGCAAAGAUAAAUGAUUUGAUCAUGGUUGGAGAAUGGUGGAGGCUUAUAACACCAAUGUUUCUGCAUGCAGGAAUAUUUCACAUUGCUCUAAGUUGUUGGGCCCUUGUAUCAUUUGGGCCUCAAGUUUGCAAAGGCUACGGUUCAUUUACAUUUUUCUUGAUCUACAUAUUGGGUGGAGUUUCCGGCAACUUGGCAAGUUUUUUACAUACACCAGAUCCAACUGUUGGCGGGACCGGACCUGUAUUUGCAAUAAUUGGUGCUUGGCUCAUGUACCAAAUUCAAAAUAGAGAUGUUGCAAAUGAUGAUUCUGACAAUCUAUUCAAGAAGGCAAUGAUUAUUACAGCUCUUGGUUUCAUAUUAUGCAAUCUUGGCCCAAUUGAUGAGUGGUCACACUCGGGCGCAGCUUUUACUGGAAUGGCAUAUAGCUUUCUAAUUAGUCCAACUCUUCAGUUGGAUGAUACAUCACCUGGGACCGGCGAAGAAAGACUCAAACUUGUUACAAAAUACGGUUCUUUCAAAUCACUAAUUAUAUUCUCCAUAUUCAUCGUUGGUUUAAGUUCAUUACUUUUUUUUAUGGAUCCCCUCUCAAUGCCUUAGCAUCUGUUGAUGAAGUAGCAUGAGUGAAUUUCAUAUUUAUCACUAAGAUUAGCUUUUAUUUCUUCUAUCUUUAUCAAGUUAUUGUAGGGUUACAAAGAUAUAUGAUUGUAUAAGCUUAGUCCUUGGCCAUAAAGAACUAUAAUAUGUGUAACAAAUUAUUAUGAAUUAGUAGUUUUUCUACAUAUGAUUCCUAAAUACAAUUCAACAUGAAGCUUUCUCUUA